AUGAAGGCCAUUUACGGUGUCCCCGUGGUUGCGGCUCUUGUAUACCGCGCCUGGUCUAAAAAAUCGCUUACUCCACUUGGUCUUGUCGUCGCGGGGUUGUCAGCCACCGCUCACGCCUUGCACCCGUGGUCAACCCCGUUUGCACUACUCGCUGUCUUCUAUUUUGGGGGAACAAAGGCGACCAAGGUUAAACAUGAUAUCAAGGCGCGCCUGACACUCUCCUCGACCGGUACAGAUGGCGGCGAAGGUGCCCGGAACCACAUCCAGGUACUGGCCAACUCCGUCGUGGCUACCGUUCUGAGUAUCGCACAUGCAUGCGUUCUGUCUAAGGCCCCUUCUACCGAUUCGUGUUUCUCUUUUGGCAACAGUGCUGCGGAUAUCCUGAUGGUCGGGAUUGUCGCGAACUACGCCGUCGUCGCUGCCGAUACCUUCUCCUCUGAGCUGGGCAUCCUCUCCAAAUCCAAACCCCGUCUGAUUACCUCGCUCAACCUGCGUGAAGUGCCGCCAGGCACAAACGGCGGCGUGACAGCGACCGGGCUCGGCGCUGGUCUACUGGGAUCCUUCACUAUCGCCCUCACAUCUGCCAUCUCCCUACCUUUCUGCGCCGAGCGAUCGGGAUUCCGGGAUCGUGCGCUAUGGGUCGUUGCGAUCUCAUGCUGGGGUCUGAUGGGAAGUGUGCUGGAUAGUGUCCUCGGUGGACUGCUGCAGGCUAGUGUGGUUGACAAGCGAAGUGGAAAGAUUGUAGAAGGAAAUGGCGGUAGAAAGGUUCUUGUUCAUCCCGGAUCGACGCAACCGAGUGGCAUUUCAGCACAACAUGCUCCGUCUGGUGAGUCAACUGGUAGCUCUCAGCUCAAGGAGUUGGAGACUGUGGCGAACACGACAUCUCUGCGUGGUACACGUGCCACGGGUACGUCCGCGGGCGCGCAGCCCGGACAUGAGGAUAGUCAUGAGAGCCGACGUAUUGAGAGUGGACAUGAUUGGUUGGAUAAUAAUGGGGUGAAUCUUCUUAUGGCUGUGCUGAUGAGCGUGGGUGCAAUGGGCAUCGCGCAAUGGACUUGGGGAGUUGAUAUACAAGAUUUAUUUGUUUAG
Penicillium odoratum is the source of this 1089-nucleotide messenger RNA. RefSeq names its product DUF92 domain-containing protein. The record is from RefSeq and is a predicted model, not a curated record. Gene Ontology annotation, cellular component: membrane. Bases 1 to 1089 code for a protein of 362 amino acids. NCBI's taxonomy places the organism in Eukaryota, Fungi, Ascomycota, Eurotiomycetes, Eurotiales, Aspergillaceae. The transcript has 3 exons.